AUGGUUUCCUUCAUUUUUGUAGCAAUUACACUCUUCUCACUUGUGGGCACUUCUGUUUCUUCCACUAUCAUUUCUGACUUUCAUGCAUUAAUUGCACUUAAACAAGGUUUCGAGUUCUCUAAUCUGGAAAUAAGCACUUGGAAUUCUUCCAAUCCAACCUCGGUUUGUUCAUGGAGUGGAAUCAAAUGCUUCAAUGGACGAAUAGUCUCCCUUAAUAUAUCGAAUAUGAAUCUCUAUGGCUCUGUUUCACCAGCAAUUUCAAGACUUGAUAAGCUGAUGGAGCUCUUUAUUGAUGGAAACAACUUCACUGGUGAAAUCAAGAUCGAGAAUAUGAGCAGUCUCCGGUUUCUUAACAUAUCAAACAACCAAUUUAGUGGGAGUUUGGAGUGGAAUUACUCGAGCCUUGCUAAUUUGGAAGUGCUUGAUGCAUAUAACAACAAUUUCUCUUCUUACCUUCCUCUGGGGAUACUAGCUCUGAAGAAUAUCAAGCACUUGGAUAUGGGAGGAAACUAUUUCUACGGCAAAAUUCCAGAAAGAUACGGAGAUUUGACUGGUUUGGAAUACCUGUCUCUUGAAGGAAAUGAUCUUCGAGGAAAGAUACCUCGGGAAUUGGGUAAUCUCACUAACUUGAGACAAAUUUACUUGGGCCAUAUCAAUGUUUUCGAGGGAGGUAUCCCAAGAGAGUUUGGCAAGUUGAUGAAUCUAGUAAUCAUGGAUCUUUCAACCUGUGGAUUGGUUGGUUCAAUCCCUCCUGAGUUGGGGAAUUUGAAGUCACUUGAUACAUUGUUUUUGUACAUCAAUCGCCUCUCAGGUCCCAUACCAAAGCAAUUAGGAAACUUAACAAGCCUAAAGAGACUCGAUCUUUCUUUCAAUGCAUUCACUGGGGAAGUCCCAUAUGAGCUUGUCAACCUCAGACAGAUCAAGCUUCUCAAACUGUUUUCGAACAGAUUGCAUGGAUCCAUACCGAGUUACAUAGCUGAUUAUCCAAAUCUUGAAGUUCUUGGACUCUGGAAUAACAAUUUCACAGGCACUAUCCCGAGGAAUCUUGGACAAAACCAGGCGAUUAAGGACCUCGAUUUGUCUUCCAACAAGCUGACUGGUACAAUCCCCAAAGACUUGUGUGCCUUAAAACGGCUGAGAAUACUGAUUCUCCAAAAAAACUUUCUAUUUGGUUCGCUACCACGGGAGUUGGGCAUGUGUUCGAGUCUUGUUAGGGUGAGGCUAGGGCAAAACUACUUGAAUGGAAGCAUUCCAACCGGCUUCAUUUACUUACCCCGGCUGAAUUAUGUUGAACUGCAGAACAAUAUGCUGUCUGGAUCUUUGUCUGAAAAUGGUAAUUCAUCUUCUAGGCCAAAUAAGUUGAGCCAAAUGAAUCUAUCAAACAAUCAACUUUCUGGAUCCUUGCCUUUCUCUCUUUCCAAUUUAUCUUCCCUCCAAAUCCUUUCACUUAAUGGAAACAAUUUUUCCGGCCCAAUCCCUUCUUCCAUGGGUGAACUACACCAAGCUCUAAAGAUAUCUCUAAGUGGGAAUUCUUUUGUCGGAGAAAUUCCACCUGAAAUAGGUAACUGUGUCCAUCUAACUUAUUUGGACUUGAGCAACAACAACUUGUCUGGCUCAAUCCCACGAGAAAUAUCAAAUAUUCGAGUCUUGAAUUACCUAAACCUAUCAAGAAACCACUUGAAUGGAAACAUACCCCCAUCAAUUGGUUCAAUGGCAAGUCUCACAACAGCUGAUUUUUCUUUCAAUGAUCUCUCUGGUAAGCUACCAGAAUCCGGUCAGUUCUCACUCUUCAAUGCUUCUUCAUUUGCUGGAAAUCCCCAACUUUGUGGAUCCACAAUCAGCAACCCCUGCAAUGCCACCGCAGUUACAAGCCCACAAAGAAAAUCCCACAGUGCAUUCAAGCUGACCUUUUUCUUCGGCUUUUUAUUCUGUUUAGUGUUCGUCACUGCCGCUAUAAUCAAGGCUAAAUUAUUCAAGAAGAACACGUCAAAUUCCUGGAAAAUCACCGCCUUCCAAAAGCUAGAUUUCACAGUCUCUGAUGUUCUUGAAUGCAUAAAAGAUGGCAAUGUAAUCGGAAGAGGAGGCGCCGGAAUCGUCUAUCAUGGCAAAACUUCAAAUGGGGUCGAAUUUGCUGUCAAGAAACUUCUGGGAUUUGGCAGCAACAGCCAUGAUCACGGCUUUAGGGCUGAAAUCCGAACAUUAGGCAACAUCAGACACAGAAACAUAGUAAAAUUGCUAGCAUUUUGCACUAACAAGGAGACAAAUCUUCUCGUAUACGAAUACAUGAGAAAUGGGAGUUUAGGGGAGGCAUUGCACGGGAAGAAAGGGGAAUUCCUCAGCUGGAAUCUGAGGUACAAAAUCGCCAUGGAUGCGGCGAAAGGAUUGUGCUAUCUGCAUCAUGAUUGCUCGCCACUGAUUGUGCAUCGAGAUGUGAAAUCAAACAAUAUUUUACUGGAUUCAAGUUUCGAAGCUCACGUUGCCGAUUUUGGGCUCGCCAAAUUCUUGGUAGAUGGUGGAGCCUCCGAGUGCAUGUCCGCCAUUGCAGGGUCCUAUGGGUAUAUUGCUCCAGAAUAUGCAUACACAUUAAAAGUAGAUGAAAAGAGCGAUGUUUAUAGUUUUGGAGUAGUUCUUCUAGAACUCAUCACAGGACGACGGCCAGUGGGCGAUUUUGGGGAAGGAGUCGAUAUCGUGCAGUGGAUCAAGCUAACAACGAAGUGUCAAAGAGAACAAGUUGUUGAUAUAAUUGAUCAAAGGUUAAAAAUGGUGCCUCAAAAUGAAGCAAUGCAUUUGUUCUUUGUUGCCAUGCUUUGCGUUCAAGAAAACAGCAUUGAAAGGCCAACCAUGAGAGAUGUUAUUCAAAUGUUAUCAGAAUUCCCUCGUCCCAAUCAUCUGUCAAAACCAGAAGAACCCUGA
Molecule: messenger RNA, 2913 nt
Organism: Fraxinus pennsylvanica
Lineage: Eukaryota; Viridiplantae; Streptophyta; Magnoliopsida; Lamiales; Oleaceae
Source: the annotation of a GenBank genome assembly